This is a messenger RNA of Pelagomonas calceolata, 1226 nucleotides long. The record is from the annotation of a GenBank genome assembly. Lineage: Eukaryota; Pelagophyceae; Pelagomonadales; Pelagomonadaceae.
GCCACCAAGCCAGUAAUUUUUAUCCAGAGAGGCACGCAAUCGGCUCCAGACCGGCAGCCCGGACCCGCUCGCAUGGUCUCCACCACCAGCAGGACGAGACCCUAACCAGCGCGCAUGAAAGCAGCACCGCUGCUUUUGUACGCCCUCGCGGCGGGCCGCGAGUGUCCCGGGGAGAUCCCGGAGCCCGUAUCUCUGACGGACGCGGCCGUCGCGCGCGCCACGGCCGCGGCCGCCUGGUUCCGGGGUGCCCCGCCGCCGAGGCACUGGACGCUCACGGCUUCGCUCGCGCGCGACCUCAACCAAACCUUGGGCGCUGGCGCCUACAAGAGGGUGAUCGAAGUCGUGGACCGGCCGGAGCUGCUCGUGAAGACGCGCGCGCACGGGGCGCUCCACAAACAGGCCUUGAACCACCGCGGCGAGCGCGCCGUGCGCGCGGAGGUGCUGUACCUCGAGGUCGCCCGCGGGCGCCGGGGCGUGCCCGCGCUGUACGGCGGCUGGAUCGACCAGGAGAGGGUGUACUACGUCGUGCAGCGCGUGGACGCGUCGCUGGUGCGGCGCGGGACCCGCGGCGCUCCGUCGGGCCGUCCGUCGCCGCUUUGGUUGAAGCGGUGCCAAGACGCGCCCGUCGAGGCGGCGCGGGCGCUCCUCGAGUGCUUCCGGUCGUUUACGGAUGCAGGCUACCACAUGGAGGACCUGCACGGCUCGCAGUUCACGCUAAACGACGCGGGCGAGGUCUUCGCCAUCGACGCGCCGGAGUCGCGCCCAGGCGCGCCCGUCGCCGCGACCCUGGACUGGGCGCUCCGGCGGCCCAAAGACGCCGCCCGGAGGACCCACGGCCCCGGGGCGCCGGGGAGGAACUGUUCCCGGGACGACGAUUGCGUGCGGACGUCCGACAUGGAGCGGUGCGCGCUCCGCGACUGUAUUCGCGGCUUCGAAGCGGGCGCGCGAGAGACGCGGGGCUGGUGCCGCCGGGCGACGUGCGUCGGGGUGGACGCGCGCACGCACGUCUUCGACCUGGCGACGCGGACGUGGGCGCUGCCAUUAAUCCUGCAGGAGGGUCGGUUCCCGUCGUCGGCGGCGAAGCGGCGGCUGGAGGAGCUCAUCGCGCGCAUGCGGAGCGAAGCGCCCGAGGACCGGCCGAGUCUGGUGGAUGCGCUCGCGGCGCUCAACGCGGCGCCUGCUUCUUAACGUUGUUUUAGACACAGUACGCACUAUUACUAUCCUAA